AUGCCCCGGCUUUGCUUCUUCAUUUUAAUACUUCUCUUUACCUGGCAACCAUUGUGGUUGUUGGGCCAGGCAGCUCCCCUUCCGGAGUGGGCCCGUCGGACCUCCGGCCUUCGGAGAUCCCCGGAACCCAGGUCUUCCCACUCCUCUGACCUCCUGCAUGAAUCGCUCCAGGCACUUACCCCCCCCGCAGGGCCGGGGGGCUUUAAUAACUUGAGGUCCUCUGCUCCAGCCCAGAUAUCGGCCCCGCCUAAGCAGUUGACUGAGACUUUGGUUCCAUUCCUGGACACGGAUUCAAUUGGUGAGCUGCCCCCAGAGACAGAUCAGUAUCUGAAUAACAAGCCAACCCUGCACAAAAGGCUCUUACAAGUGGUUCCAAGGUUAGGUGAUGAGAAUCAGGCCAUAGUUCUGCCUCCUCCACUCAAAAAUAAGAUGAAAACUGGAGAUGAGCCAGAAGAUCACCAGUCAUUGGAAAUACUUAUUCCACCUCUGGACAGUCAGAGUUUAAACCAAAGAAAGUUUCUUGUUUCAUCCCCAAACCUGGACAAAGAUCUAGUUCAGCAUCGAAGGCUUGCCAAAGUUCUUCUUAGAACUCCAAACCAAUUUGCAAAUAAAGAGCUCCUAGAACAACUGCAGGACGAUUAUUCAGAUUCUGGUAUGGAUAUCAUAUAUCCUGAGGAAAACCGACCAAUGGAUUUCCCAGGGGGACCAGAUCAACCCCCAAAGCUCCCUGAGGAGCUUGAAAUUUCUUCACUCCUGCAGGAGACCCCUGCAGGACCUCUCCAGUCAACUUUAGAAGAACCUGCACCUUUUCUGCUUGGGGUGGAGGCCCAGGCCAAGCAUCCAGAGUCCCCUGAAGAGACAGAAACACCUCCACUUCUUCAGGAUGCUCAAUCUCAGCCUCCAGAGAUCCUUAAGGAAGCUGGAAAUUCUGUAGGCCCACAAGAGGCCCCAGCUGAACCUUCAAGUACCCCUGAAGUCCAACAGGAAGCCUCAGCUCAACCUACAGAGGCAUCUGAGGAAGUAGAACCUUCGACCCCUCAGGAGACCCCAGCUCAGCCACCAGAGGAGGAGGUACCACCUCAGGAGGUAAAUGUGCCGUCUCUGAGUCAGAAUGAAGCUCAGCGGCCAAAAUUACACAAUGUCACUGUUAAACCUGUAGAUUUGGCACUUACUGUAACUGUAACUCAGCCUCCACAGCACCCCGAUAAGGCUGAGCCUUCUCCAGUCCCACAGGAGUUCCCAGCUCAGCCUGUAGAGCUCCCCGAGGGGGCUGGGCCUACUCUAGUCACACAGGAGGCCCCAGAACAGGCUGUAGAGCUCCCUGAGGAGGCUGGGCCUACUCUAGUCACACAGGAGGCCCCAGCUGAACCUGCACAGCUCCCUAAUGAGGCAGAAUCUUCAACCCAGCAAGAGAACCCAGGUCAAUCUCCAGGGGAGAUAGAAUCUUCUGCAACCCUGCAAGAACAAGGAUCUCAGCCACCAGAGCUGUCUCUGGGGGAGGUGGAACCUAUUCCAACCCAGCAGGAACACCCAGCUCAACAUCUAGAGCAUCAUGAGGUGAGAGUUGCACCUCCAGGUCACCAUCAGGUUCAACAUUUAAACCUGCCCAAUAUCACUGUUAAACCUGCAGACGUGCAGGUUACUGUAACACCAGAACCCACUACAGAGGUGGGACCUUUGCCAGUUCAGCAUGAGUCUGUCGCUCAGCCCUCUGUGCCCCUUAAUGUGGAACCUUUGGCAACCCAGCAUGAAGCCCCAACUCUGCCUCCACAGUCCCCUGAGGAGAUUGAACUUUUGCCAUUUCAACAGGAGAUUCCAACUGAGUCCCCAGAGUCUCCCACACAGGAGAAACCUCCAACACAGCAGGAGACCCCUGUUCAGACCCCUGGAGAGGUUAAACCUUCCACAACCCAGCAGGACACCCUGGCUCAGGAUUCACAGGCCCCUGAGGAGGGUGAAUCACCUUCAACCCAGGAGGAGGCCCUGGCUCAACUUCCAGGGACUCAGGAAGAGAAGGAACCUUCUCCACCCCAGCAGGAGGCCCCUGCUGAGCUUCCACAAAUCCCUGAGGAGGGUGAACCUUCCUCCAUACAGGAGGAGAGCCAGGGUCAUCAUGCACAGACUCCUGAGAAAGCUAAACCUUCUUCAACCCAGCAGGAGGUCCCAACCCAGUAUCCACAGGCCUCCGAGGAGGGAGAACCAUCUCCAACUCAGGAAGAGGCUCCCACUCAAUUCCCACAGAUUCAUGCAAAGAGUGAAUCUUUAACCCAGGAGGAAAGCCAGGGUCAGCAUCCACAGACCUCUGAGGAGGUUGCACCUUCUCCAAUCCAACAAGAAGCCCCAGCUAAUCACCCACAGGCCUCCGAGGGGAUCAAACCUCCUCUAACCCAGGAGGAGUCCCCAACUCAGCACCCUCAGACCCCAGAGGUGGGUGAGCCUUCUCCAACCCAAACAGAGACCCCAGCUAAGUAUCCAGAGUCCCUUGAGGACAUCGAACCUGUUCCGGCCCAGUCAGAGGCCACAGUUCAACAUCCAAAUCCCCUAGGGGAGGUUAAACCUUCUGCAACCCACCAGGAAGCCCCACAUCAGCAUCUACAGACCUAUGAGGAAGUUAACCCUUCUGCCACUCAGCAAGAAGCCACAGCUCAGCAUCCAGAACCUUCUGGUGAGGUUGAACCUUCUCCAACCCAGCAGGAGGUCCCAGCUCACUCUCCAGAGCAUCAUGUAGUAACAGUUUCUCCUCUAGGUCAGAGUCAAGCUGAGCUUUUACUCUUCCCCAGCGUCACUGUUAAACCUCUGGAUCUGGCACUUAUCAUAACUCCAGAGUCCACUAAUGAAGUUGAAACUGCUCUACCCCAACAAGAGGCCUCAGCUCAGUCUGCCAUGUCCCCGGAACAGUUGGAACCUUCUGCAAUCCAGCAGGAGUUUCCAGAACAACAUCCAGCCCCUGCUGAAAAUGUUGAACCUUCUCCAGUCCAGCAGGGAGUCCCAACACAGACUGGAGAUCUUCCUGAGGAAACUGAACUUUCUCCAAGCCAGCAGUGGAACUCAUCUCUGCCUCAGAUGCCUGUUGUAGGUGUAAAACCUUCUCCAGUCCAGCCUGAGCACCAGGCUCAGCCUCCAGAGUCCUCUACAGAUAUUGUAGCUCAGCCUCCAGUACAUCAUGAGGUGACAUUCUCAUCUCUAGGUCCUGGUGAAGCUCAACAUCCAAUGUUGCCCAAUAUCACAGUAAAACCUGUAGAUCUGGAGGUUUUCAUAACUCCGGCGCCCACUAAGUUUGAACAAUCUCCAGGGCAGCAGGAGACCCCUGCUCAAGCUCCAGUUCCCCCUGAGCAGGUUGAAUUUUCUCCAGCCCAGUCCAAGCUUCAUUUCCAGUCUCCAGAGACCCCUGAAGAUGAAUUUCCUCCAGGCCAACAAGAACUCAUAGUUCAGACAAAAGACCCUCCUAAGGAGGUUGAAACUUCAACCAUGCAAGAGACUCCAGGUCCUCCUUUAGAGCCACCUGAGGAGUUUGUAGUUCAGCCUCCCAUGUAUCGGGAGAUGACAGUUCCAACUCCAGGUCAGGAUCAAGCUCGGCAUCUAUUGUUACCCAAUGUAACGGUUCAGCCUUUGGACUUGGAGCUUACCAUAACUCCAGAACCCACCACGAAAGUUGAACAUUCUAAAACCGUGAAAAAAACUACUGCUCCUCCAAAGGACCUGGAAGUGACAUUUGCACAUCAAGAGCAGGUUCAAGCUCAGCAUCCAAUCUUGACUGAAGUCACAGUUCAGCCUUUGGACCUGGGGCGUACCAUAACUCCAGAAUUUACUAAGGAGAUUGAACUUCCUCAACCUAUGCAGGAGACUCCAAUGCAGCUUCCAGAGCCACCUAAGGAGGUUACUGUAGCUCAAUCUCCAGUAUAUCAGGAGGAGACCAUUCCAACACCAGGUCGGAAUCAAACUCAGUAUCCAUCAUCACCCAAUGUAACAGUUCAACCUUUGGACCUGGAGCUUACUGUAAGUCCAGAAGCCACUACAGAAGUUGAACAUUCUACAGCCCUGAAAAAGACUACAGCUCCUCCAAAAGACCUGGAGGUGACAUUUGCACAUCUCGAGCAGGUUCUGUCUCACCGUCCAAACUUGACUAAGGUCACAGGUCAAGCUUUGGACCUGGAACUUACCAUAACUCCAGAAUCCACUACAGAGAUUGAACCUUCUCCAGCCAUGCAUCUAGAGCUGCCUAAGGAACUUACUACAGCUCCUCCAAAGAACCUUGAGGUGACAUUUCCACCAUCAGAGCAGGUUCAGGUUCAGCAUUCAACCUUAAAUAAAGUCACAGUUAAACCUUUGGACUUGGGGCUUACCAUAACUCCAGAACCUACUACAGAGAUCAAACCUUCUCCAACCAUGCAAGAGACCCCAACUCAACCUCCAGACUUGGGGCUUACCAUUAUUCCAGAACCUAUUACAGAGGCUAAACAUUCUGCAACCACGAAGAAGACUACAGCUCCUUAUCCAGCGGACCUUGAGGUGACACUUGCACAUUCAGAGCGUGUUCAGAGUCAACAGCCAAACCUGACUGAAGUCACUGUUCCUGUUCCUCCUAUGGACUUGGAAAUUACUGUAAGUCACCAACUAGAGUCAUCUGAGUCGGUUCUCCCCCCAACGACUCAGCACUCAGUGGUGCAUUUUCCAAAAUACUUCCCAGAAAAGGCAUAUACAACUUUAACUGAGCAGCCAGAACAGAAUGUUACCACAAACGUCAACAUAUGUGAGCUCUGUACCUGCAAAGAUGAGAUGCUGUCGUGUAGUGGUUUCAGCCCAAAGCAGAGGCUCCGCAGAGUGCCUGUGCCAGAGCCCAACAUGGACAACAACACCUUUACCAUCUUAAAUUUCCAAGGAAACUCUAUUUCUUACAUUGAGGAAAAUACAUGGAAGGCAUACCGUUGGACUGAGAAAUUAAUUCUCAGUGAAAAUUACUUGAGUGAAUUACAUAAGGACUCAUUUGAAGGCCUGCUAUCCCUACAGUAUUUAGAUUUAUCCUGCAAUAAGAUACAAUCUAUUGAAAGACGUACAUUUGAACCACUACCUUUUUUGAAGUUUAUAAAUCUUGGUUGCAAUUUACUCACAGAAGUGAGCUUUGGAACAUUUCAGGCCUGGCAUGGAAUGCAGUUUUUGCAUAAGCUAAUUCUCAGUCGUAACCCUCUGACAACUGUUGAAGAUUCAUAUCUUUUUAAAUUGCCAGCAUUAAAAUAUUUAGACAUGGGAACAACACAGGUGUCACUUUCAACAAUUGAGAGCAUUCUCAUGAUGUCCCUAGAAUUGGAAAAACUGAUACUACCUAGCCGUAUGUCCUGUUGUCUCUGCCAAUUCAAAAAUAAUAUUGAGGUUGUUUGCAAGACAGUCAAGCUGCAUUGUGACGGUGAAUGUUUGACAAAUGCCACACGUUGUGAUGAAAAAGUAUCUAUAAUGAAUGUAGAAGGAUCAUUCAUGAAGGUAUUAAAAGCCCGGAAGAAGAGUACCAGUACUGAGCUGACAAUUGAGCCAGAGAAGGCAUCCUCAGACAAAAAUGGCAUCGGUCUGUCAGCUUUUAUGAAUGAGCAGCUAGACUUUAAUGAUGAAAGUGAUGUUAUUAGUGCGCUGAAUUACAUAUUACCUUAUUUCUCAGAGGGAAAUGUAGAAGAUGUAGAAUCAACAUUACUACCAUUCAUUAAAACUCUGUUUUCAAAUAGCCUUCCCAAGGCUAAGAAUGUACGGAAGAGGCGGUUUAGAAAAAACAGGGUUCUCAAGGGCCCCAAGGACCUACAGAAAAGGCACUACAAGGAAGUGGAUGUUCAGAGCACCCAAGAGAAACAGAGUGCCCAGUCAUUUGUGAAGAACAUGGCCAAAGAAAGAAGGCUCAGUAGACCAUCCCCAAGGGAGCUGGAGGAGCUUCGCAUGGCCCAGAGGCCCAGGAAAUUAGUGGGAAACUCCGUCCACACAGAGCCUUCAUUCAUAAAGGAGCACGAGGCAGCAGCCUCUUCUUUCCCGAAGCAAUACAUAAUGGGCAGGCCUUCUGCCUCCACUGCUCCAAAAUCCAUACCUAAGGUGAGAAACCAAUCAAAAGACUUAACCUACCCCAUUGCUGUUUUAGAAGAUGCGAAUGCUAGAGUCAGGGAAAUGGAGGCUUCCAGACCAGUCUCACAUUCUGGGAAAAAGUAUAUUUUCCAUAAAAUUCGCUCACGUAUAGUCCAAAGAACACCCAAGACCAAACAAAGUAAAAAGUUCAGAAAGAAAAACUCACUCUCGAAUAUACUGAUGCCUGCACAGAGGCCUCCAUUGCCUGCAGUCAGGAGCCUCAUAGAUUCCCCUUCACAGGAGGCUAUUUCAUCUUCAGAAAAACGGACUCAGGAAAAUCCUUUUCCGGAAUUAUUUACUCUUUCAGAACCUUCUAAAGAAAACACUACUGUAGAAAACACUACUGCACAGAAUGUUUCUGAAGAGAUUAUUUCUCCAGGAAGCACUACUGUAUCAGAACAAACUCCCCCUGAAUUCACAAACCGUAGGAAUCUUUCCACUACAUAUUCUACUACCACCAGAGACAACUUUGUUCAGACUGUUAAACAAACCAAUGAAACACAAUGGGAAUACCACAACUUGGUCCCUGACUUGCCCCCAAAGCCCACAGGCUUCAGUGUUGCAAAGCUCUCAUCCGCAGGUGAUCUAUUUGAAAUUCAGCUAAACCAGCAGCUACGGUCCCUCAUCCCGAAUAAUGACGUGAGAAGGCUCAUUUCUCAUGUUAUCCGGACUUUGAAAAUGGACUGCUCUGAGACCAAUGUGCAACUGGCCUGUGCCAAGCUUAUCUCCAGAACAGGCCUCCUGAUGAAGCUUCUCAGCGAGCAGCAGGAAGUAAAGGUGUCCAAGGCAGAGUGGGAUACAGACCAAUGGAAGACAGAGAACUAUAUCAAUGAGAGCACAGAAGCCCAGAGUGAACAGAAAGGGCAGGAGUCAAGUGAGCUCACAAAAGAAGUUCCAGGUUAUGGCUAUAACAACAAACUCAUCUUGGCAAUAUCUGUGACUGUAGUAGUAAUGAUUUUGAUUAUAGUUUUCUGUCUCAUUGAGAUUUAUUCUCAUAGAGCAGCACCAGUGGAAGACGAAGAAGGAGGCUCAAGGCUCUUCUUUCAUUCUCUGCUGCAUAAGAGAUGUUCAAUCCAACGUGAGAGUCAGGAGGGCUUUUUCUGGAGAAGGCGGCCACUUUGGCUUCGGGACAUGUACAGACCUCUCAAUGCCACACGGAAGAAAAACAUGGCACAGAAGCUACACGACAGGGAUUCUUCUGAUGAGGAUGAGAUUUUCAACAAGGAACCAGGGUACCUGAUUGGGGACAAUUUAUACUUCUUUUCUAAAAUGAGUUAAUUAUGAAAAGUUUAAUUGUUCCUUUACAGAGUUAAAGGCAUUCUUCUUCUUAUCUGCAGAGAGAAAGGUGAUGCCCCAGCAGAGAAGCCUCAGGCUGCACAUUCAGCUGCUGAAGACCUGGGUGAGGAGAGCGACAGUGAACUCCGCACCGUCAUCGUCCUCAAGUGACC
This is a messenger RNA of Nyctereutes procyonoides (raccoon dog), 7544 nucleotides long. Its product is annotated as leucine-rich repeat-containing protein 37A3-like. Bases 1 to 7374 code for a protein of 2457 amino acids. The record is from RefSeq and is a predicted model, not a curated record. The transcript is spliced from 16 exons. Lineage: Eukaryota; Metazoa; Chordata; Mammalia; Carnivora; Canidae. Gene Ontology annotation, molecular function: protein binding.